Molecule: messenger RNA, 1041 nt
Organism: Diutina rugosa
Lineage: Eukaryota; Fungi; Ascomycota; Pichiomycetes; Serinales; Debaryomycetaceae
Exons: 1
Cellular component (GO): mitochondrion
Molecular function (GO): oxidoreductase activity
Source: RefSeq, a predicted model, not a curated record
GCUUACACCUACGCCACUAACCGGGACCCGCUCCACGUCACCUUUGAAGAGUUGACCCCCGUCAAGGAUGACGAGGCCAUCAUCAAGGUCGACCACGCCGCGCUCAACCCCGUCGAUGUCAUCUUGUACAACCUGGCGUACUGGGUCACGUCGUUUUUGAACCUGAAGCAGGGCGUGGGUCGCGACUACGCGGGUACUGUGGAAGCCAUUGGCGCCUCAGCUGCCUCUACUAGCGGACUCAAAGUCGGCGAUAAGGUGUAUGGCAUGUACAACCACCCCUUUGGCAACGGUACCGUGUCUGAAUACAUCACCAUCAAGCCCAAUGGCUUCGAUUCUGCGGUGGCGAAAGUGCCCCUGGGAAUGUCAAUGGAACAAGCGGCCGGGGUACCCUUGGUGUUUGGCACUGCCUACUGUAUGAUGGACGGCCACAACUUACUGGGGGCGAAAGUGCUUGUGCUUGGUGGUGCUACCUCGGUGGGGAGAUACAUCAUCCAGCUUGCUCGUGAACGCGGUGCCGCUGAAAUCAUCACAACCAACGGCCCUCGUUCCAAUGCCCUCGUGCAUCAAUUGGGUUCGACUAAGCAAAUCGACUACCACGGCCACAAAUCAUUGUUGAAUCCCGUGCUUGAGGAAGCUAAGCUUGGCAAAUUCAACUACAUCUAUGACUGUACUGGUAACGAUGACCUUUUUGCCAACUUGAGUGCGAUUGUUGACCCUGCUCGCAACGACUACGUCACCAUUGUCGGCGACCGCCACUACACCUACGUCCUGGACCACGCAUUGUCGUUGCUGUGGUCUAUGACUAAAUCCAUCACUCGUACCAUCUUACUGAAGCUUGGUUUCAACGGCUUCAACUACCACUUUGCCGCCGUAAUCUCCAACCGCGCCUGGAUGGAGUUGGCGUCGACGCUUUUUAGCGAGGGGAAACUCAAAGUAUUUGUCGACUCUGUGUUCCCCAUCAACGAAACUCCCUUAGCAAUGAAGAAGCUUGCUGCCGGUGAGGCUCUGGGCAAGGUGGUAAUCAAGGUUGCUGAAAAUUAA